AUGGACUGUCUACUCUCACGCCUCCCACCGUGCGUCCGCGCCGCCGUGGAGCCCUACAGCUCCUCCGUUUCCGCCGAACAUGCCCAAUUGCUCGGGGUUGCGCUCGUCUCCUUAGCCGCUGUCUACGUGGGGUACCUCUACCUUCUGAGCCAAAGGGAGGCUGCCGUGACGUUCAAUGUUCCCUUGCCGCAAGAAGUGCGCAAGAGCGGGGAGGGAAAGAAGUGGGAUGAGGUUCAGGGCCAGGAGAAGCGCGUGCUGGAGGAUCAGGUUCGGGGGAAAUGGAACGACAAGUUGAUUAUGAGCUACUGCCCGGCCGAUGGACGUGUGUUGGGCAAUGGGAUCAAACCUGCCACGGUUGAGGAUGUCAACGCCGCUGUGCGCGCGGCUAAGGCUGCGCAGCGUGAGUUCGCGAAGACCACUUUUGCAGAGCGCAGGAAGCUUCUCCGCACCCUGCUCAAGUACGUUCUCGACCACCAAGACGACAUCGUUACCGCCUGCUGCCUCGACUCUGGAAAAACAAAAGUGGACGCCUGCUUCGGCGAGAUCCUGGUGACGGUCGAGAAGCUCAAAUGGACAAUCGACCAUGGCGAGAAGGCACUGCUCCCGUCGCGCCGGCCUACCAACUUCCUCAUGAUGUACAAGAAGAACAAGGUCAUCUACGAGCCUCUGGGCGUCGUGGGCGCCUGCGUGUCCUGGAACUAUCCGUUCCACAACUUCAUCGGCCCGGUCGUCAGCGCCCUGUUCACCGGAAACGCGGUCGUCGUCAAGCCUUCCGAGCAGACGGCCUGGUGCACAUCCUUCUUCCUGAAUAUCGUGCGCGGCGCUCUGUCCAGCUGCGGCCACUCGCGCGACCUAGUCCAAACCGUCGUCUGCCUUCCCGCCGUCGCAGACACCCUGACCUCGCACCCGGACAUCGCCCACAUCACCUUCAUCGGAUCCCGCCCAGUCGCGCACCAUGUAUGCGCCUCCGCCGCGAAAUCCCUGAUUCCCGUAUGUGUCGAACUAGGCGGCAAAGACCCAGCCGUAAUCCUGGACGACAGCCGCACAGUAUGCAACCUCCCGACCCUGGCCUCAGUGCUCAUGCGCGGCGUAUUCCAAUCCGCCGGCCAAAACUGCAUCGGCGUCGAGCGCAUCAUCGCCCUCCCAGGCUCCUACGAGAAACUCAUUUCGAUGGUCGAGCCACGCAUCAAAUCCCUCCGUCUCGGCUCCAUCCUCCUGGACACCUCCACCCCAGAUAUGGGCGCCAUGAUCUCGCCCGCCUCGUUCGAUAAACUGGAAUCACUCAUCGCCGAUGCCGUCAAGCAGGGCGCUCGCCUCCUCGCCGGCGGCACCCGCAUCGAUCACCCUAUCCAUUCCCAGGGUCACUACUUCGCGCCCACGCUGCUCGUCGACGUAACACGGGACAUGAAAAUCGCGCAGGAAGAACUCUUCGCGCCCGUCUUCCUCGUCAUGCGCGCCGAGUCCGUCCCCGACGCAAUCUCCAUCGCCAACUCGACCGUCUACGCCCUCGGCGCCAGUGUCUUCGGCCACAACGCCGCCGACGUGCAAGCGUGCGUAUGCGGAAUCGACGCGGGCAUGGUCUCCGUUAAUGAUUUCGGCGCUUACUACGCCGUGCAGUUGCCCUUUGGCGGUGUCAAGGGAUCCGGGUAUGGUCGAUUUGCCGGCGAUGAGGGACUGCGAGGCUUGUGCAAUAUGAAGUCUAUUUGUGUGGAUCGGUUCCCUACUCUGAUCAGUACUGCUAUUCCGCCCAGAUUGGAUUAUCCUAUCCAGAAGAGCGGGGAGAAGGAUGGACCGAAGGCGUGGGAGAUGUGUAGGGGGGUUGUUGAGACGGGGUAUCAGCUUACGCUUGGUGGGCGCGUUGCUGGGAUUCUGCGAUUGUUGCGGAAUAUGUGA
Penicillium cinerascens is the source of this 1893-nucleotide messenger RNA. RefSeq names its product aldehyde dehydrogenase family protein. The record is from RefSeq and is a predicted model, not a curated record. The transcript has 2 exons. NCBI's taxonomy places the organism in Eukaryota, Fungi, Ascomycota, Eurotiomycetes, Eurotiales, Aspergillaceae. Bases 1 to 1893 code for a protein of 630 amino acids. Gene Ontology annotation, molecular function: aldehyde dehydrogenase (NAD+) activity.